AUGAACCUGACUCUCACUACUACCAGCAUCACCAUACAGCCGUCUGCAACAAUGGCCAACCGAGCUCCUACCCUUCUGGACCACUUCCACGAUCAACUGCAAAAGCACUCUUCAUCAGUUGCGAUCGAAGAUGGAACACAGUCUGCAGACCAGGGAGCCUGGGAAAGGGUCACAUAUGCCCAGCUCGAUGCUCUGUCCGACAGUUGGAGCAAACGUCUUCGCCAGGCCGGCGUGGGUGCAGGCUGUAUAGUUCCCCUUCUAUCGAAGAGAUCAGUCGCAAUGGUAGCAGCGACAUUGGCGAUCUUGAAACUCCGCGCCGCCUAUGUGUCCAUCGACAUCGACUCGUGGGGAAAAGAUCGAAUAGACACUGUUUUGAAGACUGUCAACCCGCAAAUCAUUGUAUCAACAUCGCCGUGUCCAAAAGAUCAUUACCCGUACCCAGUUGUGGCGUUGGAGCGGAACGACUUCGAUGAGACUGUAACGAGUAACGGGACUCAAUGGACACGAAACGAUGAGGACUCGAUCGAUAGAGGAAACGAUCUAGCCUAUAUUAUCUUCACGUCCGGUACGACAGGGAUACCGAAAGGAGUGAAGAUAGGCCAGAGAUCAAUUUCUCGUUAUGUGAAAGAAGGGGGCGAUCUGCCAUUCAAUUUCAACACCACACAUGGCACAAGGGUGUUACUCAUCUGUUCCAUCGCUUUUGACGUCUGUGCCGGAGUCAUGUUUAACACCCUCUGCAACGGGGGAACCUUGGUCCUGGCCGAUCCGUCAACCUUUGAAACCGCGGCCAAAACAUGCCAUGUUUUGCCAUUGACUCCAAGUAUCCUGGUUACACUGGACCCUAAGGCGGGCUUUGAUACGGUGGAAAAGAUCUUCCUCGGUGGUGAAAGCCCAAGCCCGUCCUUGAUAGAGGCAUGGUCCUCUCCCCGCCGACGGCUCUACAACGCCUACGGACCUACCGAGACGACAUGUACAGCGUUUAUGGGAGAACUCUUGCCUGGGUCUCCGAUUACUAUUGGAUACCCAAUCUCAUACAGCACUGUCACAUUACUUGAUGAGGAUGGUAUGGAAUCCGUCGAAGGAGAAAUCUGCAUUGCUGGCCUAGGUCUCGCAUUGGGCUAUUUCCAUGAUCCAGAGCGCACAAACAGCGCUUUUGUCGAAUGGAACGGGGUCAGAAUCUACAAAACCGGGGACUAUGGCAGGCGGACCAAGCAUGGGCUACAGUUUUGCGGUCGCAGGGACAGUGUGGUCAAGAACAGGGGCUUCCUGAUCAACCUCGAAGCAGAUGUCGAGCCUGCUCUACUGUCCUACGACAAAGUUGACAGUGCAUCAGCGUUCAUGUCUCAGGGGCAACUCAUCGCUUUUGUCACACCUACAUCUGCCAAAGAGGGACUCCGCGAAUAUCUUGCGAAUACGGUAUCGUCGUUCCUCGUCCCCGAUACGAUAUAUUCGCUAGACGAAUUUCCCAGAACAAGCAACGGAAAAGUCGACCGACGAAGCCUAAUGCGUAUGCAUGAGCUAGAGCAAGGAUCAGAUACGGCCAGUCUUGAGAGAGGCCUUGGUGCAGUGGAAUCCGUUCGUCGAGGAUUAUCUCAUGUCCUCCGCCUGCCAGAAUCGCAAAUUCUUCCGGCUUCGUCUUUUCGCCAUCUAGGUGGCCAUUCACUAGCAGCAGUCAUGUUAGUUUCGGUUCUGAGGAGAAUGGGCUUCGGUAUCAGUGUCGCCGAGGUGCUUUUGUUGGAUACAGUCGAAAAUAUAGCUGCCGCUGUCGUGGAGUUGAGCGAUAUCCCGCAUGCCCUUUCUGCCCAGGAAGAUUUGAUAGAACGACUAAGGCACGAUAUCUCAACAACCCGGCCGCUUGAUGAAGGUGUGACAAUUGCACCUAUGACCGACAUGCAAACCAGAUUGCUCGGUGCUAGUGUUGCUACUCCAGGUCUUUCAUUUAUCAAGACAUCAUUUACCUUGGAUCAUCCAGAGAAAGAAGACCUUACAUCUACUCUCCGUGCUGCUUGGGUUCGUCUUCAUCAGACGCACGAGAUCCUGAGGACUGCAUUUGUCUUGACUGCAUCAAAUGGGACCCAAAUAAUCUCCCAAGAACCGGACUUUUCGUGGAAGGAGAAAUUCGUCACAGAAUCGGAGUGGGAGUCAGUUUGUCGACGCGAAGAGCAUCUGGACGUGGCCGACUUCCCCGACUUUGACGCAGAGAACCGAGCUUCGUUGUCAAGAGUUGUCUUGAUUAUCGCUCCGAGGAGACGAACCCGGUUUGUCUGGACGGUUCAUCACAGCUUGAUUGACGGAUGGUCGAUGGCAACUCUGAUGCGAGAUUUCGCCUCUUGUCUCGAUGGUAAACCCAUCCCGGCACCACCCCAAUUUGCUCAAGUUGCGCAAGCAAUAGGUCAGCUUAAGGCUGAGUCCUCGGAUAGAGCCGUUUCAUUUUGGAAAGAGUACUUAGACGGAUACACUCCUGCUCAGAGACUUCGAGUAUCACCACCCUCUGAUGUCAGCGACUAUACACAAGCAGCUUUAUCUCGAAAACUCACUGUCAGCGUGUCUGCCCUGGAGGAUGCUGCUAGGGAUCGAUUUGCAGUUACACCGGCCACACUUCUUUACGCCGCUUGGGGACUUCUCCUCUCCAGGUAUUCUGGCACAGACCGCGCAGCGCUCGGAGCUGUUCUAUCUGGAAGAAGCUUGCCUAUACCUGGUGUAGAAAACAUCAUCGGGCCAUUGAUCAAUACUUUACCACUAGCAAUAAACACUCAGGAGGCCCAGUCCACAUACAGUUUUGUACAAAGUGUGUUUAGAAGGCUGUGUGACAUCCUAGAGUUCCAAUGGUCUCCUGUUGCAUUGAUUCAAGAAGGCUGUGGGUGCAAUCCGUCAGAGCUUUUUGAGACACUCUUUGCCUUGCAGUAUGACUUUCCACAGACACCCUGGAAGUCAAGCGAGGUCCCUGAGCCAAGGGAUAUACGUUAUGAGGAAGCCACUCAGGUCCCACUCACCGUUCUAUUGGAUAACGCCAAUGGCCAAUUCGAGGUUCGAUUUAUUUAUCGCCGGUCACAUUUUGGUGAUGCAACUGUUCAGAGAAUGAUUGGCCAGUUUGGUAAUCUCCUUGAGAACCUGAUUGCUGCGCAACCAGACACGGACUUGAGCAAUGUCACCGGACAAAUGUUCAACAAUCGAGUGUAUGAGAUGUCGAUUGCGAAGCCAGGGCAGCCGGUCAGCGCCUGUAAAGUGCCAGAAAGUUUAACGGAGGCUAUUGAAAACUCUAUCCAAGCGCAUCCUGACAUCUAUGCUGUCGAAGGGUUGACGGGGCGCCUCACGUAUAGGGAGUUUGGAAGGAUGACGGAGCAUAUCUCCCAGCGUCUUUUGCAGCACAUCCAGCCCGGGAGCGUGGCCUGUAUGAUUAGCGAUGGCUCUCUUCUUUGGCUUCUGGCCAUGGUUGCGAUAAUCAGAGCCGGUGCUAUCUACUGUCCAGUAGAUGAGAAACUGCCUCGCGAUAGAAAAGACUACAUGGUUCGAAAUAGCAGAGCAGCAUUGAUCCUCUACGCCAAUUCCAGUCAGGAACCGUUGUGCAAUGGGGUUCCGUCUCUAAACAUGGAGUCUAUUAUGCAGGAAAUAUCUUCAUCUUCCGGCUCACCGAUUGCAACCAGUCGCAAUCGUCCCAGCGGUGAUACUGUUGCAUGCUUGGUCUAUACUUCAGGAAGUACGGGCUUGCCUAAAGCGGUCCAGCUGCAGCACAAAGGUAUUUUAAAUGUGAUUUCCCAGCCAGAAGGACGAUUGUACUCCCGUCCGGGCCAGCGCAAUGCGCAGAUGCUGUCCCUUGGGUUUGAUUGCUGCAUCAAGGAAGUCUUUUCCACCAUAUGCUUUGGCGCCACUCUGGUCCUAAAAGACCCCGAGAACCCCAUAUCCCAUCUUGCGAGAGUCGACGCUACGAUGGCAACUCCGUCCCUACUUGCAACCUUGGAACCCACAGACUAUCCCAACCUGAAGGUAAUCACUGUUGCUGGAGAAGCCGUAUCCCAAGUUCUCAACGAUAAAUGGGCGGCCGGACGAACUUUGAUCAACGGGUACGGUCCUGCCGAGUGCACCUUGAUAUCUACAACAGCGAUUCUGCACCCAGGAAACAGAGUGUCCAUCGGUAAACCACUUCCGGGCUUGUCAUGCUAUCUUCUCGAUUCCAAUAAACGUCCCGUGCCAAUGGGAGUGAGCGGAGAAAUCUAUAUUUCGGGAGUGCAGGUCACUCCGGGGUAUCUUCACAACGAGCAAGAGACAUCUAAACGCUUCCUUAGCGACUCGUUCAACCCUGGCCAAGUAAUGUAUCGGACAGGUGAUAUUGGAAGAAUGCUGGAGGAUGGAAACAUCGAGUAUAUCGGACGAGAAGACAAUCAAAUCAAACUCCGCGGGUUUCGCAUUGACCUUGGGGAGGUCCAAAGCACAAUUUCCAAACUAGCCUCAACGGCUAGCAAUGUUGCGCUCAUUGUGUCUAAUGGAAACCUUGUUGCCUUUAUGACCCCUGAGACCAUUGAUGUCAGAAGCUUAGCCAAAAGCCUUGAGACACAGCUCCCACAGUACGCCGUCCCAAAUCGGAUCAUCGCGCUUGCGACACUUCCUACCUCGGCGAAUAACAAGGUCGACUCGUCCGCAUUGCAGAGGUAUCUGAGGGAUCAUGGAAAGGAUGGUGCUGUUGUUGAAGACCUUGAGACGGAUACGCAACGAGUUCUAGCGGUGAUAUGGGCGGACAUGCUUGGGCGUGAUCUGAACCAGACGCCCAUCAGUCCCAGUGACCGGUUCUUUGAGCUCGGAGGACACUCCUUACUGCAGAUCAAAGUCGCUCAAGCCAUCUCCAAACGCUGGAAUAUCCGGCCGUUGCCACUCAAACAAGUAAUUCGCCAUCAUAGCCUUCAAGAUCUGUCUCUUGCCAUCGACGAACUUGUAAGCGACCCGCGUACAGUUUCAACAAUGCCCUUCCUGGAGAUGACCCCGGUGGCGCGGAACGGCCAGCUCCCACUGUCGUACCUCGAGAAAGAAAUGCUGCUCAACCACCUCAUAUCUGGCGGCUCGCCGGCCGGAAACAUGAACUUCGUUUGCAAGAUCCGGGGUGACAUCAACGCCGAAACCCUGGCAGACGCGUUUCAGAGGGUUACAGCAGAUGUUGAAGUGUUUCGCACCAGAUACUCCGUUAUUGAGGGCACGCUCUUCCGGCAACAGGCCCCAGGAUCUGUCAAGGUCCCUCGCGUGGUCCAAACCGGCAAUCUCAGCUCAUUCGUCCACGGCAGAAUUACCAAAUCGUUUGAUCUGAGCACAGAACCACCAGUAGAUGUCUCGAUUAUUAUAGGAACCCCCAUGCAAGCCAUGCUGGUGGUCGUCAUGUCCCACGUCGUUGGCGACGCAGCCACAAUGGCGACUUAUCUCAACCGGGUCUCCAGGACAUACGACCUCCUGAGGUCAAACUCGCAAACAACAAACACCUCCACCGUACCAGAUAAUCUGACCUAUAUCGACUGGGCACACUGGGCUUCGACGCUACAACCCAACCCCCGAGCGCUCACCUUCUGGUCCUCGUACCUCUCCAACCCCCCCUCGCCACUUACGUUCGGCAACCCAUCCCCAGCACCAGCAACAUACAUCGGCCUCACCCGCUCUUGGACACUCCCCCCCUCAAUGUACCGCAAGCUGUCUGACCUCGCCGCCAAAGCUUCCGUUACCAUGCACCAGCUCAUCCUCGCCGCCGUCUUCUUCAGCCUCCAGUGCGUCGACCGCCGCGACGACAUCCUCGUCGCUGCUCCCUUCACGCACCGCACCGAGCCCGGUACCGAGUCCCUCCCAGGCCUCUUCCUCGACCGCCUCCUCCUCCGCAUCCAACGCUCCCCACACCAAUCCUCGAUCUUCGACUUCCUCUCCUCCGUCCGCGAAACCAGCCAACAAGCCCUUGCACACGUCAUCCCCUUCCACACCCUCCGCCACUCCCUCGCCCACAAACCAAGCCUCAUCGACCCCCUCUUCAAAGUCAUGGUCACCUACCACACAGCCGCUGAUCAACGGCCCCUCCUAGACCUCUCCGGUGCGGAAGUCCAGCCCAUUCCGUGGCGCCAUACAGGAGGUUCCAAGUUCCCAUUGAAAUUUGAGUUCACUGAGAUGGCGACACAGGACCUCGAGGUCGACAUGGAGUAUGAUCUGGGAUGUAUCAGGGAAGAUAUCGCACUGAGGCUGGAAUUUGCGCUUUCCUUUGCAUUACAGCUUAUGGUUCUCGAGAGGGAGACGGAUGAUAUCAUCCAGCUCGUUCAGAUGUCAUUUUGCCCUGGCGAGGGCAGUCCCGUAGGGCUAACACCUUCACACGAGGGUUCGGCCGAGUUGACCAAUGGGACCAACAAGACGGAUAGUACUACGGGGCAACAGGAGCUCGAGAAUAACCUCACGGAUGUAGUUUGUGAAUGUUUGGGACUUGAGAUUCAGGAUGUGGACGCGGACAAGUCUUUCUGGGACCUUGGGGCCCAGAGCAUGGAUGCACUGAAACUACAACACCUAUGCGAGAAACGGGGGGUCAGGGUUAGACUGCGGGAUAUAUUUGUUUCUAGGAGUCUUUUGGAGUUGGCAACCUGCGCUGUCAUUAUUUGA
This is a messenger RNA of Aspergillus fumigatus Af293, 6609 nucleotides long. RefSeq names its product nonribosomal peptide synthetase hasD (gene nrps5). Gene Ontology annotation, biological process: amino acid activation for nonribosomal peptide biosynthetic process; secondary metabolite biosynthetic process. Gene Ontology annotation, molecular function: phosphopantetheine binding; catalytic activity. Gene Ontology annotation, cellular component: cytoplasm. The record is from RefSeq and is a predicted model, not a curated record. The transcript has 3 exons. Lineage: Eukaryota; Fungi; Ascomycota; Eurotiomycetes; Eurotiales; Aspergillaceae. Bases 1 to 6609 code for a protein of 2202 amino acids.